UGAUAGCAACAGAUAACUGCCAGCGAAGGGUGUGAAAAGGGGGAAAAGACCACAAAACCGCACUCAUAUCCGUCUACCAACCAACCAACACCUGCUCAACUGCACCAGGUCAGCAGGAGACUCACUCACCUGUUGCAGCAGCCAUGGAUUACCAGUGUAUCGUGAUCUACACCAUCGUCAGGAUAACACCAUAUCAUCCGUACAACUCGCUCUCGGAGCUCGAAGCCGACCAACAUGGAUGCGUUGAUUGGAUUAAGUUCUACAUAAAAAGAGCUGUCGCUGCAUACCUCCGGGCGCUGAACCUAUCCCCGUACAAUGCGGUCGUUCACGGAAACUUGGCAUGCGUGUACUACGAGCAGGGCCUCAUCGAUUUGGCCAUCGACACAUACCGGCGAGCGAUCGAGCUGCAGCCGAACUUCCCGGAUGCGUACUGCAAUCUGGCCAAUGCCCUCAAGGAAAAGGGCCAAGUCCAGGAGGCGGAAGAUUGCUACAAUACCGCGCUGCGUCUCUGCCCGAACCAUGCCGAUUCGCUGAACAAUCUGGCCAACAUCAAACGCGAGCAGGGCUACAUCGAGGAAGCGACCCGGCUCUACCUGAAGGCGCUGGAGGUUUUCCCCGAAUUCGCGGCUGCCCAUUCCAAUCUGGCAUCGGUGCUGCAGCAACAGGGCAAACUGAAUGAAGCUUUGCUCCACUACAAGGAAGCCAUUCGCAUUCAGCCGACGUUUGCCGACGCGUACUCCAACAUGGGAAACACCCUGAAGGAGAUGCAAGAUGUGGCCGGAGCACUGCAGUGCUACACCCGCGCAAUCCAGAUUAAUCCAGCAUUUGCCGAUGCUCACAGCAAUCUGGCUAGCAUUCAUAAAGAUUCCGGAAACAUUCCGGAUGCGAUCCAGUCAUACCGGACGGCGCUCAAGCUGAAACCGGACUUUCCAGAUGCGUACUGCAAUCUGGCACACUGUUUGCAGAUUGUGUGCGACUGGACCGACUACGAGGCACGCAUGAAAAAGCUGGUGGCGAUUGUGGCGGACCAGUUGGACAAGAACCGACUGCCGUCGGUGCACCCGCACCACUCGAUGCUGUAUCCACUGUCGCACGAUUUCCGCAAGGCCAUUGCCGCCCGGCAUGCAAAUCUCUGCCUGGAAAAGAUUCACAUCCUGCACAAGCCGCCGUACAAAUUCUCCCGGGAAACGAGUGGACGACUAAGGAUUGGUUACGUCAGCAGCGACUUUGGAAACCACCCGACUUCACAUCUCAUGCAGUCCAUCCCCGGCAUGCAUGACCGAUCCCAAGUAGAGGUCUUUUGCUAUGCUUUGAGCCCUGAUGAUGGAACCACGUUCCGAAGUAAGAUAUCACGCGAAGCAGAACAUUUCAUUGAGCUGUCACAGAUCCCGUGCAACGGUAAGGCCGCCGAUCGGAUUCAUGCCGACGGUAUUCACAUCCUGGUCAACAUGAACGGUUACACUAAAGGAGCCCGGAACGAAAUCUUCGCCCUACGACCCGCCCCUAUUCAGGUCAUGUGGCUAGGUUAUCCCGGAACGAGUGGCGCCAGUUUCAUGGAUUACAUCAUAACCGACACAGUUACGUCCCCGAUGGAACUAGCCGACCAGUACAGCGAAAAGCUGGCCUAUAUGCCCCACACAUACUUCAUCGGUGACCACCGACAAAUGUUCCCUCAUCUGAAGGAACGACUCAUCGUAAGCGGCAAGCAGCAAAACAACCAACUGGUGGACAACGUCGCCGUCAUCAACGCGACCGAUCUGUCGCCGCUGGUGGAAAACACCGACGUGAAAACGGUCCGUGAGGUCGUCCUCGCACACAAACCCGUCGAAAUUCAGCACAAAGUCGUAGAACUUCCAACCACAACCCCGGUCGAAACGAUGAUUGCUUCCGGGCAGAUCCAGACCUCCCUGAACGGAGUCGUCGUACAAAACGGACUGGCAACUACACAAACCAACAACAAGGCAGCUACCGGCGAGGAAGUCCCACAGAACAUCGUCGUGACGACCCGGCAGCAGUACGGCCUACCGGACGACGCCGUCGUCUACUGCAACUUCAACCAACUGUACAAAAUCGAUCCGCACACGUUGGCCUCCUGGGUGAACAUCCUGAAGCAUGUGCCGAACUCGGUGCUGUGGCUGUUGCGAUUCCCCGCCGUCGGAGAGACCAACAUCCAAGCGGCGGCACAGCAGCUGGGUCUGUCCCCGGGUAGGAUAAUCUUCUCGAACGUGGCCGCCAAGGAGGAGCACGUCCGGCGAGGUCAGCUGGCAGAUGUCUGCCUGGAUACGCCGCUGUGCAACGGACACACCACGUCCAUGGAUGUGCUAUGGACCGGGACGCCGGUCGUUACGCUUCCCGCCGAAACGUUGGCAUCAAGGGUGGCCGCAUCGCAGCUGGCAACGCUCGGCUGUCCGGAGCUGAUUGCCCGAAGCCGGCAGGAGUACCAGGACAUCGCCAUCAAGCUCGGUACCGACAAGGAGUACCUGAAGGCGGUCCGGGCCAAGGUGUGGCAUGCCCGUUGCGAAAGUCCACUGUUCGACUGCAAGCAGUACGCUCACGGCAUGGAAAUGCUGUUCUACAAGAUGUGGGAACGGUUCGCCCGCGGCGAGAAACCCGACCAUAUAUCGGCCAAAGAGGGUCCCAAGUAAGAUGUAACUGUGAAGAAGAGCUUCUCUCUGGGAGAUAGUUGUACACACGCUUGGGUCUACUCAUUUUAAAGUUUACGGUUUCUUUCCUUUUUAAUUGAAUGAAACCUUUUAUUUGAAUGGAACAAAGAGCGCAGAAAUAGAUCCUUGUUCGAUCGGACCGGUACUGUAAUAUGAAAACUUGACACUUGUAUCUAGAGAAAGCUUACAAAACACUAUUUAAACUGUAGUUAAAUGUAAAAUUAAGGAAUUGUGUAUAAAAUUCAGCAUAUUUGAGCGAUAAAAGGUAGGAUUCGUUUGAAGACCAGCUUGAUUUAAACAGUAGAGUUUUUAGAACUGAUUUUCGCCAUUAUAAACAAUAGAAAUUUUCCUACAAUGAAUUACAAAACUUAACGAUUCAACUAUUCAGUAUGAUACACUGAAUAAUUACGCAACCUGUGACGGAAACUUAAAAAAAUAACCUUUUCUAGCAACAAGAUGAAAUGAUUGUUCUAGAAGGAGAAACCAAAAAUCUUAAUUAUCAAAACGCAUUGCUCUUGAAAGAUAUUUAUAGCUCAAGCAUCCGUCAUCAUUUUUCGAAAAAUAAAAAGCAGUUUUCUCGCUGUAAACCAAAACAAGGGUCAUGAAAAUAUAUUCACUGCAUUAUAUUCCUCAUGUGGAAUACAGUGAAUAUAUUUUCAUAGCAAAAGCUUUUGUUUUGAACGAAAAAACUGCUUUCAAAUGUUUGAUGAUGACGAUGAUUUCAAUGACGAAAAGUUCAACGUUAAAUUGUUACAAUGCUUGUGUUUCCCACAACUAACUGUAGAUAGCGCUAUGCUCGGCCACAACAGCCUAAAACGGUACAGUCUGGCCCCUUUUAAUCAACCAACAUUAACACAGCAAAAUUCGCAUUUUUUGUGCGUUUCGUUUCAAAAGCGCACCUAGCAGCAGAAUGUGAGUCACUUUACUACAGUUGGCCAUUUGUGAAGAGAUAGCAUGGCAGAUAGUCAUAAGCAUAUCUUGCUCGAUCUAUCCUACAGGAAAGAAAAACAUUACCCGUGUCGAGCCCCUAAUUACCCUCACACACAUUGACCCAAGCCAAACAAGCCAAUAAACAUGUUGCGGCGAUGGCCCGAAACGUGCGAUAGACACGUAGAAAAAACCGCUACCUAAAAAAACAAAUGUGAUGUGUGAUGAUGAUGAUGACGAAUGAAAUAUGAAUGAACCGAACCACUAAUUAUUACUGUCAGAAGUGGCGACAAAAUCGGCGGCAAACCCUUUGUAAAUAGAUUCGUUUUUUCCCACUCACUCCUUUCCGCCGCCUAUCAGAACGACCUACAUACAUAUAUGAACAAGUCGCAUAACAAAGCAAAUUAACAAUUAUUUUCUGUGUAGUAAAGUAAUUGAUAGUAAGGAAUAAAUUCAUGUUACUUGAUGAAAAAAAA
This is a messenger RNA of Aedes albopictus (Asian tiger mosquito), 4066 nucleotides long. It is a transcript of the gene sxc, whose product is annotated as UDP-N-acetylglucosamine--peptide N-acetylglucosaminyltransferase 110 kDa subunit. The record is from RefSeq and is a predicted model, not a curated record. NCBI's taxonomy places the organism in Eukaryota, Metazoa, Arthropoda, Insecta, Diptera, Culicidae. The transcript is spliced from 3 exons. Gene Ontology annotation, biological process: protein O-linked glycosylation. Bases 144 to 2645 code for a protein of 833 amino acids. Gene Ontology annotation, molecular function: protein O-acetylglucosaminyltransferase activity; protein binding.